Messenger RNA from Thamnophis elegans (Western terrestrial garter snake), 1554 nucleotides. Its product is annotated as pulmonary surfactant-associated protein D-like. The transcript has 6 exons. NCBI's taxonomy places the organism in Eukaryota, Metazoa, Chordata, Lepidosauria, Squamata, Natricidae. The record is from RefSeq and is a predicted model, not a curated record. The coding region runs from base 559 to 1155 and encodes 198 amino acids.
CCGGCUGAGUUGCUGGUGGACUCUGACAGCAAUGACCAUUAUGGGGCUGCUCUGGAGAAUGAGGAAGACGCUGGAGGGUGUUUGGAGUCAGGGCAGGGAUUAGAGAGGCCUUUGGCCACCGGGUGCAUCUGAGUCAGGGAGCAGUGAGGAGGAACAGAGGGAGGUUGUCCCUGAUGUGUGCGUGCGUAUAGCUGAGAGAAGAGAGCAUGUGGAGAAGACGUCAUAGAAGGAAGUAGGGAAAGCUGGCUACUGUUGUGGCCCUCCCAAAGAGUUUAUAGGUGGAGCAGGGGAGGGGAAUCAUUGCAGGAAACAACAGUCCAUUUUACUAGCCGUUGAGAAAGCAUUCCGUUGCAAGAGAUACAGAGAAGCUGAUUUCUGCUGAAGGAUUUCCUUUAUUCAACUCAUGAUGAGUCUGUCUUCAAGGCCAAACAUCCAACCAUGCUGAUAUUCCUAAUGCUUCUUCAGCUGACCUUGGGGGUCUCGCUCCAAGAAACCGCCAAAUCAGCUCCUCAAGACUGGCUCCAAGUGCAUGCAUGCUGAUUAUGUGUGCACCUAACAAUGGGGAUCCCAGAAGAGAAAUGGCUAUUCAAGGACUCCAACAGUUUUCAAAUCCAUCAGAACUUUUGGCUUUCUCUGCACCAAACCAAGAUAAACUGGGAAGUGGGACAAAAUGAGCUUGAACUUCUUAAAUUGCAAAUAAAAGAACUUCGGAUUCAGAUGGACAUUCUCAAAGCUACCUUCAUCAAAGUUCAACAAGCUACCCUGGCUCCCAAUGGAAUGCUUGUGGGUGACAAAAUGUUCAAAAGAAGUGACUCUAAGGGAGAUUUCCAGGGUGCUACCGGCAACUGCGCACACAUGAAUGGCAAACUUGCCUUGCCAAGGAAUCCGGAAGAGAACGAAGCCCUCAAAAAAAUAUUAGAACAGCGUAACGAACGGGCCAUUCUGGGAACCAUGUACAGCACAGCUGAAAAGAAGUUUAAAGAUCUCAAUGGCCAUUCUCUACAAUUUUUCAACUGGGCUCCAGGAGAACCGAAUAAUCCUGGUUACGAAAAGUGUGUGGAAUGCACCCAAAUGGCCAGUGGCAUGAUAGAAUUUGCGAUAUCGGCUGGGCAAUCAUCUGUGAAUUUAGCAUCUAAUGGACAUUGGGUUGGGUAAGGAAAGAAAAAGAUUUCCACCAUAGAGCUGAAAAAGAAAGCUUAAUCUGUGUAUCGCACAUACAGUCUAGCAUAUGGCAACUAGGUCCCAACCCAAUAGCUUCUCCUGUUUUCAGCAAGGAGAUUUGAAGUCAAGUUUUACUCUGUUGACUUCAGCCUUGUCAUUCCAACCGAAGUUGCCUUCUUCCACUUAAACCAACCACCUUGGAAUCCUUCCUCUGUCCUCCACUGAAGUAGUGACCUAAUUUGAGGCUGCUUAGCUUUUACAAUCCAGCAUCAGAUAGAUGUUGCCAUCUUCCAAGUCUUCUCUAGCUUAGUUUAGACAGCAAAUCUUGCACGGAAAUGUAGCAGCUUAUAGAUCCAUUUUCCAAUUUCUAAAUAAAUGCAUUUCAUGCCAGCA